CGUAUAACAACCUAUCGGAAUUUCGGCUCAUCUCGUUACUCUGUGAAGGCAGCAUCUCAGUCAUUGCUCUGUUGGUUGGAGGACUCGCCAUUCACCAGCCUCAGCCCGCCCAGCAGCAUUGAGAGCGGCAUGGCAACUGCGAGGAGACAGGGGGAGAAGGUGUGGUGAGAGGUGACAGUUUAACCGGACCAGAGAGAGAGGAGCAGCAACAGCAGCAGCAGCAGCAGGAGCAGCAGCGCAAUUUUCACUCCUCACUGACUGAAGAAACGCAGCGUGUCUCGGCCAGUCAGCUCUCACACACUGACAAAACGAUGCACCACCGCCGCAGCUCCACACAGUCGCUGCCGCUGACCAGGUGUUGGACCAAAGAACAAGGACGUCGUUAACGUGACAGAAGAUAAACUUGUAUGUAUGUGCUGUGUGUGUGUCCGUCUCCCUGGUCCCGCACGUAGACGACCGAGAAGAUGCUGAGCCGACUGAUGAGCAGCAGCAUCAGGAGUCUGGACAGGGAAUGCAACUGCACCGUGAGACUGCUGGACGAUUCGGAGUACACCUGCACGAUUCAGCGGGAUGCCAAGGGACAGUACCUGUUUGACCUCAUCUGCCACCAUCUCAACCUGCUGGAGAAGGAUUACUUUGGCAUUAGAUAUGUUGACCCAGACAAGCAGAGGCAUUGGUUGGAGUUCACGAAGUCAAUUGCCAAACAAAUGAAAUCCCAGCCUCCAUUCACCAUGUGUUUGCGUGUCAAGUUUUACCCACCUGACCCUGCUGCCCUGAGAGAGGAAAUCACCAGAUAUCUCGUCUUCCUGCAGGUUAAGAGGGAUCUCUAUCAUGGUCGUCUCCUGUGCAAGACAUCAGACGCUGCUCUGUUGGCUGCCUACAUAUUGCAAGCUGAAAUCGGUGACUAUGACCCUGGGAAACAUCCAGAGGGUUACAGCUCCAAGUUCCAGUUCUUCCCCAAGCACUCAGAGAAGCUGGAGCGGCGGAUUGCUGAGAUCCACAAGACAGAGCUGAUAGGUCAGACUCCUGAGACAUCAGAGCUCAACUUCCUCCAGAAGGCUCAGAUGCUGGAGACGUAUGGAGUGGACCCUCACCCAUGCAAGGAUGUGUCUGGCAACCCAGCUUUCCUGGCUUUCACUCCUUUUGGAUUCACUGUGCUGCAAGGAAACAGGAGGGUUCAUUUCCUCAAGUGGGAUGAGGUGACCAAACUCAAGUUUGAAGCAAAGACAUUCCAUAUAUAUGCAAAUCAGAAAGAGGAUAAGAAGAUUAUACUGACAUACUUUGCACCUACACCUGAGGCCUGUAAGCAUCUGUGGAAGUGUGGAGUUGAGAAUCAAGCCUUCUACAAGUUGGAGAAGUCGAGUCAAGUCCGCACUGUGUCCAGUAGUAAUCUGUUCUUCAAGGGUAGUCGCUUUAGAUAUAGUGGAAAGGUUGCAAAAGAGGUAAUGGAACAAAGUGCCAAAAUUAAGAGGGACCCCCCUGAGAUCCACAGGGCUGGCAUGGUGCCAAGUAGGAGCUGUCCAUCCAUCACCCACGGCCCUCGUUUGACCAGCGUGCCCAGGACCCGACGGAGAGCUGUACACAUCUCUAUCAUGGAGGGUCUGGAGUCUCUUCGAGACAGCGCCCACUCCACGCCUGUGCGCUCCGUCUCUCAUGGCGACUCCUUCAUGUCUUCUCGGGGCCACAUGAUGGAUGGCAGUGAGGCAAGCACAUCAGCAGUCAUCUCAGACGAGGCCUACAGCCCCUCAGACAGCGUGCUGCCUACACCCGUGGCCGAGCAUGGAAUGGAGAUGCCGGUGGCACGCCACCUUAAUGGUGCUCCCUGCAGCGUUGAUGAGGAGAAGGAGUCGGAGGCGGGGGCAUCGAUGGAGGGGCAGGCGGCAGAGUUCAGACCCGGCAGGAGAGCACUGCGUAUGGUUAGAAGCAGGCCGUCACCACCUAGCGACGUAGAGGAGCUGAACAAGUUCAUCCUGAGUGUUUUACGUUUGUUCCUGGUCACCAUCGGACUGCUGUUCGCCCUGUUGCUGCUGCUCAUCAUGCUGACAGAGUCAGACCUGGACAUUGCCUUCCUGAGAGACAUCCGCAAGACACCUGAAUUCCAGCAGUUCCACUUUGAAUAUUUCUGCCCACUGCGGCGCUGGUUCGCCUGUAAGUUACGAUGGAUGGGAGGUUUCCUCAUCAGCAAGUGAGGCAAAGUGCAGGAUGCAGAGACUGAAUGACACAACACAGGCCUCCACUGAAGGAGAUGGGACACAUACUGUACAACAGACUGGUCAGGAGAGAGGUGGGAGGAGGGAAAAGGAAAAAGAUGGCAGCCCUAUUCCCAAUAUUAACUCAGCUUCUCCCAGGAAGGAGCUCCUGUCUCAAGCCACGGACUGUCCCCUGAAGAGCCUUGUUUAUUUAGUUUCACCAUCACUGCGAGGAGAGGAAAUCACAUUCAGGUCAUUUCAAGGUAUUUUAUUUUUACACAAAGUCACAAUAACAGGGUUUAAUUUAAACACUGGAAGGGACAAUAAAGUCUGACAGACUCCACUUAUUCAACCACAGAUAAUAGUUGCCUUUAUUUUUGUAUUAAUUUAUACAUUGUGACAUUAUUGUGAGACAGAAUGAACUGAUGUGUUGGGGUGUGUGUUGUGUGACUUGACUGUAAAUGAGAGUUUGAGUAAAGUUUUGAGAGAAGAGGAGAUGGGGGCCAGUUUAACUCAUCUAAGUUUCUCAUUUCAAAGCCAACAACAUUCAUAUAUAUUGUGUAUAUGAAUUAUACUAUGAUAUUAUUAGAUCAAAAACUGGUGUUUGGAGUUGUACCUGUGGGUUAGAGGAAGUGUUAAAUGGAAAACUAAGCAGCACAUACUGAAUGUAGAUCAGUCCUGAGUCAAACAGUAUUUACAAACAUUAUAGUUUGCUUUAUACAAUUUUAGGCAUAUAUUGAAUUUUCCACAUCGGGUACAUUAAAUUUUAACAAAUGCUAAGAAUUAGUUGCAGUAGCUAUUUGACCCAGGUGUAAUGUGUGUGCUGCCCUGUUGAAAGGCUUGAAUGAUUAUUUUUCUAGUAAGUGUGAUUUAGUUUAUGGUCAGACGUCAUGUUGCUGUGCUCACAUUACCAUUUUUUUGUCCAGCCACUAGAGCGCAAAUUAAGUUUUGUUUUUGUUUUUUUUAAAUUGUCCUAUGACUAUAAAUUAAGUCUUUCUAAGGAUAGAAGUAAUGGAGGUGGAAGGUUUACUGAUUUUAUAAAAUAGCUGCCAAAUAAGGCUGAUAACCACAAUCAACUUCUGUGUGUAAGGAACAGUUGUCACUUUGAUGUAGUUACUUUUACAGUAUUACAAACCUAAUUGUAAAGGUGAUGGGUCUAUGUGCGCUAGCGCUGUAGUGAUAGUGAAGUGUUUGGUUAGCUCUUUGACUCCCAUGCUCUGUAGAAGGAGUUUAUCUUGAUGUGCAAUACUGUUAAUAUAUAUAAAAAACAAGAUCCUUUCCAUGAUGAGAAAUUUGACAUUGUUCUACCUUUGUAAAGUGCAAGAAUUUGUGCAAUUUCCCCACAGUAUACAAUUAAGAGAGUUAAUGUACUUGUUCUUAGUUCAAGACCCAUGUUGAGUGAAGGUCAUUUAACUUUAUUUAGUCCUGCUGUGUUCAGAUUUAUGCAUUUAUCUGUCAAGGCUGCAUAUGUUGAAAUUAUUUUUCCAUUUUUGUACACACUGGUGUCUCGUCAACACACAGAUUUCCUCACAGUGACUUUUAAUGGACUUAUUUUUUUGCAGUGGAUAUGUAGUUUUCAGUCCUGCGCUCGCUUACAAGAGAACCUAAGAUAAGUCAUGUUUACGUCCUUCUGCAAUCUUCGUCAUCACACCUACCAAAGAAACCUCUGUUGUCUGCUAUUUCUGGCAGUGCGUCAGUUUACGUCAACAGAUGGAAACUCUGAUAGCCUGCUGUUCUUCUCCAGCCUUAUUGUAUGUUAUUUCACAGGUUAGCCUGCAGUGUGUCUUUACAGCUCAGAGCAAUCGACAGCAUAAGUUCAAACCAUAAAGUGACAGUUAACUAUUGUUCCUCUCAACAAGCCUACGAGUGUUUGACUAGGAGGUGUAUAUGCUGUGUGCCACUGGUAAUUAUAGACUGAUCAGCAGGUGUUUCAACAUUAUACCUAAAAAAAAAAAAAAAAGUGGAUGUAUUAUUUAUGCAACAAGAAUAAUGGUUUAGUAUAGUGACUGAGAAAUUUUGGAUAUGCAAGCACUUAAUGGCAGUUUGGAAAGCUGCUGUAUUCAUAUUCAAAUUUUGACAGGUUGACAAAACUUGUUCAUUGAGAAUCCCUGUAGUAUUAAAAUAUGAAUGAAUCCUAAAUAACAGGCUAUAAAUGUUGAUUUUUAUUUUUGUACAGUACCAUUUUAAAAUUCAGAAACAGUGAAAUGAGUGAAUGAUUCUGUUUCUCAUGAGUCUUAGUUCAGAGUUGGACGAGUUAGAGAAACAGAAAUAUUUACUAUUUAUAUUUAGUAGAAUAACACAAAUAUUUUGUGGUUGGUUUCCAGAUGGGAAACAUCACUGGUGUAUUUGCUUUAAUUCAGAUGGUGCUUGGUGGUUUUUGAUUGACAUGUUAGGUGAAAGGUGAUCAUGUACAAAAAAAAAAGUCAAGGCAGAAAGUUUACUUUUUACCUCCUCAAAUGUGUAGUAUCAAGCCUCAUUUUGUUUACGUGUAUGAAAAACUUUACAACAUAAUUUGAGCAAUAAAUUACAAAUAAUGUAAUGAUUAUUAUUAACCAGGAACUGCAAACUUAUGUUUGUCUCUGUCUGCUAGACAUGCAAAAUGUUUUGAAUCCUCUCAAAAGGUGAUAAAUAAGACAGCCUGUAGAUGCAUGUGUGAAGGAUAUGGUGAAUUACUCACUGUGGUACCACUCUGCAGUGUCAAAGAUACUUCUCCAAAAUAUCUAUUGUCAAAAAAAGGGUUUUUAUGUAAAUCAUGUUUGCUUGUUGCUUAACCCUAGAUUGCUCUACCUGACUCAAUAUAGAAACAGUAGAUGCAAGUUCUCUUGUGAAAGUAUGUGUAAAUGAACUGAACACCUGACAGUAGACCCAUUUCCUCUUUGGACUUUGGUGCAGGUUUUACCAGAACUGAAGUGAAACAGGUUGUAUUUUUUGCCAAUUUAAACAGCAGAAGUAGCAUAUUCAUCUACCUGACUUCCUGGAUCUUGCUUUGUGCAAUGCAGGGUUCAAUAUAGGGAUUUUUUUAUUGCAAAAAUCUGUUUCAGAUCACUUCAACUGUCAGAAACAAAUGGGGGCCACAGUUCCAUUGACGGGCAUCUCUUGUAUUCAUUUUUGAAAUAUGUACACAGGAAUACGGCCACAGAUGUGGUCUUACUGUAAGCUUCCUUCCUGUACCAUGGCCCUGCACAUGGGAAUGUCUCUGUAAGCAUGUGUUCUGCAUUUAUUACCUCCAAACAAGACUGCUUAUUUCCAAUCACUGACUGAGGACUGGUGUAAACUAUUUAUGAAUAAAUAUAAUAUAUUCUUGACAUCUGGCAGCUAGUCUGGCUACAAGUUGAAUCUUGAAUUCAGAGAUCGAAAAAAGGCAUUACUUUGAAAAAUGAACAUCAGAAAGUUUUUCAAUGUGUCCCUGCUUGGAAAAUGCAGACUGGUCAAUGUUCUCAUGUUACAAUACUGCCAUCUUGAGGUGAUAAUGAUACUAGCUGAAAUUAAUGCUAUUCACAUUAGGAAUGUUUGAUAUAAAAUGUCUCCAUAUUUAUUCGUUUCAGCAACCACAAAUAAAAAAAACAAAACAAAAUAACACAUUGAAUAAACAUAACCUUUUUUUUUUAACAGUCAAGACAGUUUUGCCAUUUCAGUUGACUGCACCACAAACAAUACAUAUGGAACCUAUUUUCCAAAAGGUUUUAGUUCUGUAAAACAUCUUAAGUAUAAUAAAAUUGUAAAUGUGAGAACAGAAAAGUAUACAGCAGUCAACGAAACAAACUUUUCAGCAGCCAUGUUCUGAAGAUUAUUUCCUAACUCCAGUGCCUGUACAAAGUUUUCAAAUUCUUGAUGAUUAACAGAAAAAUAUUUUUUAAUGUCUAAGUGAACAAGCCUCCAAACACUGACCUAAAUUAGGUUUAUUGUAAAACAAACUUAACUGAUGCAGGACUGUUCACCUCAUUUACUAUAAUAAAGCAUAGGUUCUAACAGUUGUUUUUAGAAGUCACAUAAGCUGAAUGAAAGAUCAUUUCUGUGUAAUCACAUAAAAAUUCUACACAUGGUGACUUUAAAUAUACAUCUAUCUCAAAAGGUCCUUCACACUUAAUCAGGGGAAGGAGACAAGAUAAUUCCCAAGGCACUGAAUAUCCCCUGGACUGCAGGGAGGUCAAUUAUUGAAAAGAGGAAAAAGUAUGACGGCUGUAAAACUGCCAAAAGCAGGCCAGUAUCUGUGACCAAAACUGAGCUUUUUGGCUAUCAUAAUAAAUGCUUAAGUUUGGUAUAACCCAAGCACCGCACAUCAAAGACACACACCAGCUCCACCAUGAAGGCUGUGGAGAGGUUUUUCUGCAGCACGGCCUCUAGAGACCUUGUAGAGGUCGAGGGUAAAAUGAAUGCAACAAAACGCAGGUAAGUCCCUGAAGAAAACCUGCUGCCAUCCUCGAGAGCUGUGACUAUUCUCCAGCAAGACAACAAACCCAAACAUGAAGCCAAAUUUUCAGAAAUGACUUCAAAACAAUAUUAUUCUGGAGCAGCCCAGUCACAGUACAGACCUCAGUUCAAUCUGGUAUUACAGGCAAAUAUUGCUGUUCACGCAGUCCCCAUGCAAUUUCACAGAGAUUGAGUGCAGUGUCUUCAUGUGCAAAGUUGACUUAGACUAGACAUUCAGUGGACUUGAACACAGUCAUUUUACAUUUGUACUUUAGAUUAAUUUGUAGGAAUAUGUCUUCACUUUGACAUUGAGAAAAAAAUACAUACAUUCACUGACUUAAUAUUGUAAAACAAGAAAACAUGGACUCCAGGGGAGAAGUUUUAGUUUUUUGGGUUGUCUUUUUUUUUUUUUUUUUUUUUAAA
Thunnus maccoyii (southern bluefin tuna) is the source of this 7022-nucleotide messenger RNA. Its product is annotated as FERM domain-containing protein 5-like. NCBI's taxonomy places the organism in Eukaryota, Metazoa, Chordata, Actinopteri, Scombriformes, Scombridae. Gene Ontology annotation, molecular function: cytoskeletal protein binding. The coding region runs from base 465 to 2189 and encodes 574 amino acids. Gene Ontology annotation, cellular component: cytoskeleton. The transcript has 14 exons. The record is from RefSeq and is a predicted model, not a curated record.